AAUGGUACGACUCCUCAACUAAGUCCGCUUCCUGUAUGUUGCAGUUGUUUGCAAUAAUAGUAGCCUCCAUUGGUAAAUAAGGUGCCCUCUCUCGUCCUGAUUUGGAACUUUUUGCACUGCUUGCUGUGAACUGUAUUUUUUUAAUCAGCUGAUAUAAUAUUGCCCAUCACGCAGAAUAUAACAAAACUCCCCAGUACAGUAUCCAUACUUUUUAAAAGGGUUUACGUAAGUACAAAUGGACAUGUUUAUUUUUAUCAAGAGAAACAAACUGGGCUUCACAUCAAAUCCUGUACUUUACCAUAUUCUUAUACUGGAUUUUUAAAUUCAGAACAGUAGAGUACAUAUAUCAUAAUCGAUGGUGGUAUAUUUUAGCUCCUAAUGGGCUGCAAUUCAGUUCAGGUCCAGUUUCUCAUUUAAAAAAAGAAAAAUUCAGUAACCAGGCCACACCAGUCAAUAACCAGGCCUGAUAUAUAGCCGAAAAUAAAAAUUAUUUCUAAGAAUUAGACUUUUGUCUAAAAUACAAAGAGUAAUCAUAACAAUUUAAUCUUCUUCCAACUUCUGACUUAACACAAUGACAAAGGUACUGAAUAUUUGCUGUCUUUGCUCCGUUCUCUCAAUGUUUACCUUGAAGGCAGGGCCUGUUAAUAUUUGCUUGCGAUAUUUGUUCAUAAACUGUACCUGUACUUCUGAUUCAUUUUGGGAAACACCGCGUGACAAACAUUUGCCUAAAUUAAAACAACUCCCAGUGUGAUAUUACAGUAUGUUAAAGUUUCAUAUUUAACUACUAAACUGUCCUGUAAAUACGAACAGUCAAGAAUAUGGGUCAUAUCUGUUCAGUAUCUCCCCUUCAGUUCCCAAGGAAUAUCAGGUACACCCAGCGCUGUAUAUAUGUGUAUCUUCUAAGUGACUAAAAUAUAAAUUUGUGUACUUAAACUUGCUCACAAGGCUGAAGAAACAAAUAAUUAGGCUUUUUUGAACAUUUAGUGAACUUUUUUGUUUAUAAAUCACUUAAGCAGCAAUGAAAAUUGAAACACAGCUGUGUUUUCGUAUGCAUUCUGUUAUAUGGCUGUAUAUCUCAUCUUCGUAACACCUUCUUAUCUUCCGACUGUCCAGCCCUUCCGCACGACCACCAUGUCGCUGCCUUCCUUCCGUGAAUUUUAUUCCCCCCAUUAAUACAAGAUUGCAGCAUGAAUCUCCGUUGAAAUCGAACAAGAAUAAGAAGUACAAUGGGUUGUUGUGCGUGCUCUACCACUAUAAUGAGUGUCUUGUUAGGUUUUGCCUUGUACACUGACAACUCUCAUUGUUGCCCCCCUUCAGCCAGAAAAAUGGGCCAUUGUCACAACUCUGUUCGAAUCGGAUCAAAUUCAAAUUCAGUUUGUCACAUGCAUCAUCAUACAUAGUACAACUUGCAGUGAAAUGCCUUCUGUCGUCGUUUCGAUAAGCCCAAAGCUGAAGCAGUGUCAGACAUGUCACGGUAGAAACACUACAGUGACCUGAAUCACGAAGCAGGAUUUUUUAGCCGGAUAACUUGUUGAACUUAAGGUAGUCUGGGCUAAAUAUAAGUCAAAGAAGAUAGUCGAUUUAAACUGGGGUACCUUAAAUCCGACAAGUUAUCUGGCUAAAAAAGAAAUCCAUUUUCACAAUACCGGUCCUAGGAGUAAGUAAUGAACCAAAAAAACACUGAUUUAAAGAAGGAGCAAACAGUAUAGUAAGUAAUUAAACAGUAAAUAAAUGUAACAUAUAUCUGCCCCCUCCUAGAAAAAAAUCAGUCAACAGGCUAACUUUGCAUGUUCCUAACAUGGUGAUGCGCCUGAUUAGGUCACCUGUGUUUUAUUAAUUGAGGUGUCAGCUGAUAAAUCAACAUGGUGAUAGUGGAGCUCUACCCAGAACCCAAUCAUUCCAUUGCUGCUUCAUAUCCUGUCAUUUCUUUGGUUCUUCUCAUUUGAAACAGCACCUUUGUCUGCGGUGUCAAAGUCAAGUCAACCAGUGCAGUACCAAAAGUGCUGUCCUUGGUGGAGAAGGGCUCAGGAGUAGCAAGGUGUGUGGCUGAGAUGGUGGUGGCUCCCCUGCCCUCGCCGUGACUCCCAGCCAUUCAGUCUUCCAGUGUGGGUUGUCCUUUCCUGAGCCUGGUCAGUGAUGGCACUAGGGCCCUUCCUUGCUUUCUGGCCUAUUAUUGGGCUGCUAAUGGCACAGUCUUCCUCCGGGACCUCCACCCCAACCCUGCCCCCGCCGAUGGCCAUGAAUGCUACUCAGUGUAAACAAGCAUGUUCCAAUGUUUCCACCUGUACCUCCCUGUUUAACAGCACCACUAACAAGUGCCAGUUACUAAGUUGUGAUAGUGCCAGCUGCCAACCUGAAGCGGAGGAGGGGCUGUUGAGUACAGGCACCCUUGCAGAUAUCUCCAUUGUUGCUGGCAAGGAAGAUGUAUCGAAAUCUGGUGGGGUGGUCUUCAAUUCAACUGCGGCGCCAAAUAGCAAGCCCACCCUCGAAAUGAAAGUCCCAGUGAAUACAUCACAUGUAACCACGCCUCUCAUAAGUACUGAGAAAACGCCUGUGGCGACGGGUACUGUCAUGACGGAGCUCUCAACGAUGGCACCUACCACAACCGGACCCCCACUGGUAACCACGGGCACGAUGAAUUCCUCAACGACAACUGUAGCCAAUAUUACAGCCAAGCCCCCUACCGUAACGCCAAUCACCCUCAUGGCAAAACCCUCAGAAACGACCUCCCUGGCGACCAUCCCAAUCCCUACAAAGUCAUUGAAGAUGCCCACUACCACGAUAAAGGAGCCAACAAAACUAGUAGAAACCACUACAGUGAACGGAGUGCCGUCACCCACCUCUCCGAUGACCCCCAGCACUCAAGCUACCUCUAGGGUCCUUACACACCCAGCAACUUCACAGCCGAAGAGUAGCCCGGGUAAGGAUGUCAGAGGACCAAAUAAAGCCAUUUUAGACAUUACCGCAAGCUCUUUGACCAGACAGGUGGUCGACACCAGCACUCUGCUAGCCGUCCUUAUCUUCGGCCUGCUAUUUUUUGUGGUCAGUGUGAUUCUCUUCCUCACACAAGCCUAUGAGAGCUACAAGAAGAAAGACUACACCCAAGUGGACUACUUAAUAAAUGGGAUGUAUUCAGAUUCAGGAGUUUAAUGGUAAAGAGUUUACAUUUUUUGGUUCCUUUUUCUGUUGAGAACUGAUUCGUAAUGUUGUGGCAGCCUGACGUUCAGAGCACCGACGUUAAUGCUGUGGUUUUUGGGGGGACUUGUACAGUCCUACAUAGAGUUUGCACACCACAUGCAGGUCAGCUGUAGUCAAUGGGUCUUUUGAGGUUUCGUUUUUACAGUAAGACCUAGCAUGGGCUUAACUGAACCUGCAUGCUGGGAUCUUUGUGUGUUCAUCUUACCUACUUUUUCUCUAUGCAGAUGGUGCUUCUCUAUCUAGUCAUUAAACCCUGAAGACUAAUAUUCUUCAGUCUAUCUCAAUCUAUACUUAAGCCAUCAAAUUUUAAGUUUUUGUUAAAGGUUUUUUUUUUUGUAAACAUUUGUCAAAUCCUGGUACAGAAAUACUAAUUGCCUUUGUAGACAUUUCAGAGUUCUGUACUUGGGUACUUUGGAAAGACUUGAUCAAUAAUGCCUUUACCUUCACUUGUUACUAACUUUUUCCCACCACUCAUUACUAUUUUUAUUUUAAUUUUUUUUUCCUUGUGACAUUCCACUUUGUCUUUUGAAGAGUGGACGCCAAAGCGCUCAUUGAAGGACCUAAGCACACUCACAUAAAGCCAAGAAAGUUGCCCAGCCAUUCUGAAGUGCAUUCCUGGAAUCCACAAGCCCAUUUUACCACCCUGAGGCGUUUUUUCUCAACAAAUCCUGAGAUUUGAACAAGGAAUGAUAUAGACUGGUUCAUCUAUUCUGUGCCAACCUGGGUCUGUGCGGUCUUAUAAAUGCACAUUUACAAAUGUAACGGGUUUUGCAAUAAUAAAUUGUAAACAGGUUGUUUUUUUAAUUAUUUCUUCCUUGAAGGUGACCAGCGUUUGGCUGUUAGCAUGCGAAGCCGGGUGCUGUUGCUCCUUCACUUCCUUCCAUGUUUCUCAGGGUCGUUGUGUGUUUUUUUUGUUGUUUUUGUUGCAACGCGUGACGAGGUGGGUGUGGACUAUUCAUGGCUGUGGAGCCAAGUUAUUCAGUGUGUCCCGGGUUGAGUUUGGGAAUUUAAUUGGAAAGGAAGGAAAUGAGUGAGGCAGGAGGAAGGUGCUUAGACACCUUCACGAGGUUCACUCGCUCCAGGGAAGCGCUCGCACAAAAACCAGGGGGGGGGAACAUGGCUUUCUUUAAAAGGAUAUUCCGAAUCGCUCUGACUUGUGUAGCUGCCAGCUCUUAACUCCCCUUCUAUCCAGCAGGUCCAUUGGUUGUUAAACAAGGAUGCUGUGUUCCACCUCAUUUAACUGGUCUAAACUGUAAGCCUGCUGCGAUUGAGGAAAAGGUUUCCCGUUCUUCAUUGCCUCAUUUUGUGUUGAGUGGAGUUAAAUUCCUUCCGUCGGACGGAUCUAGCCAUCAUUACCGAUCCAGUGUUUAUGGCAAAUAAAUUCCCAUUUGACCAGUC
Molecule: messenger RNA, 4596 nt
Organism: Brienomyrus brachyistius
Lineage: Eukaryota; Metazoa; Chordata; Actinopteri; Osteoglossiformes; Mormyridae
Exons: 5
Coding region: 2137-3150 (337 amino acids)
Source: RefSeq, a predicted model, not a curated record